AGGGGACACUGUAAAGAGGGAAACAAGUGGCACAGGCUCCGGAACAAGGAGGAGACCAAAGAGGAAGGAGCCUGCUGGCUGUGCACCUCUUCCUCCUUCUACCACCUCCCACCACCUCCCACCCUACCUGCUCCUUUCUGGAGCAAUAGCUCAAGAGGCUCCUGUUCAUGGCAGUUCUGUGCUUUUGGACAGACCAGCAGCAAUGGCAACACUCACUCUGGGCACGAUGCUGGAUGUUGCCCUCGGGUCAUCAAGAGCUGGAGCUGUCGACUUUGAGCAGCUGUACAACCUCCUGAAUGGGAUGCUUUUGCACCUGGGCCUGCGGGAUCUGCCUGUCCAGGAGAACGGGGAACCACUGGAGGGGGCCGAGGGAAGCCCUUUCUCUGCCGCUUUCCUUGAGGAGUUGAUGCGGAAAGUGGAAGCCAAUGAAAAAGAACUCGCUGAGGUCCGGGCUCGUUGCCAGCAGCUCAAUGAGGAGGUCACUGAGAUGAAGGUGGAGCAGUCCCGCAUGACAGAGGACAUGCAGAGGAUGAAGGAGAAUUUCGGCGCGGACUCGCUGGAUGACCUCCGUAACCAGCUGCUGGAAAGUGUCCUGUCCGCCGUGAGGGACAUGUUGAUGGGCGACCAAGACUCCCCAGAUCAGACUAGGUCCAAGCAGAUAAACCCGUUGGAUGACGACGAGCUGAUUGUCAUCGGCAAUGAAAUUACCCUCGUGGAAAGGACACCUGUACCAAAGCCCGUCAGCCCCCUGCCCCCCAAGGCCGAGACAGAGGACAGAGAGGAUUCCCUGGAGGCAACUACGAGCAGCCACCCAGUCUCCUUCGGGCCAGAUGACGUGGGACAGAUCAAGGAUGAAGAGAUCAAGAUAAGUAUCUCUGAGGCAGAGGCUCUUCCCAGCCAGCUGGAUGUUCCCCCUGAGAUGACCGAUGUGGGAGAGAUCAAGGAUGAAGAGAUCGAGAUGAGCAUCUCCAAGAAAAAGAGUUUGGAUGACAGACUCACUGCCUCAAGAAUGCAUCCAGGAGCCCCUGGCACCCACCCCCCCAUCCAGCGGGUGCAGUCAUUACGAGGCACCCCAGGAUCCCCGACCCCCCGGAUCCCAGGGGAGAGUGUGGCUGGGACCAGCAGCAAGCUCCUGACACCCAAGGAGGAACGUGAAGGAGGCAGCUCCAGGAUGGAGUCACUCCCCGCCAAACCUGGAAUGAUGAUCCUAAAGGUGCCCUCUUCCAAGUACUCACCUUGUGAGCCGCUUGUGCGCUUACGCUCUGAGAUCCCAUCCAUGCCACCGCUAUCCCCCGGCCUCUCCGGGCGCCUGUGCCAUGGUCGCAAGCAGCACCAAACACAGGAGCAAAGGGAGCAGGCAGCUGAGGGAUAUUCCCGCAGAUCACCGAUGUACUGUGGGGGUAAACACACCAGCACCUACCCCGUGCAGCCCAUGGAGCCCCUCCUUCCAGACCCCAACAAGCCUGGCGUGAUUGAACUGGUGGGCAAGGAUGGACUCGUGUACCGGGGCCGGGAUACCUAGGGGAUCUGAGCAAGCAACUCCAGCCUGCAGAAAUAAAGGGUGACGAGCAGCCAAGCAC
Molecule: messenger RNA, 1580 nt
Organism: Cyanistes caeruleus (blue tit)
Lineage: Eukaryota; Metazoa; Chordata; Aves; Passeriformes; Paridae
Source: RefSeq, a predicted model, not a curated record